Molecule: messenger RNA, 450 nt
Organism: Eimeria mitis
Lineage: Eukaryota; Apicomplexa; Conoidasida; Eucoccidiorida; Eimeriidae
Exons: 1
Coding region: 1-450 (149 amino acids)
Source: RefSeq, a predicted model, not a curated record
AUGGGGCCCUCAUUAGCGGGAGAUAUUAUACAAGUCGAUCGUUUUCUUUCUGCUGCUGCUGCUGCUGCUACUCUCCGUACUGGCAGCAGCAACCUCCCCUCCCCCCCGCAGCAGCAGCAGCAGCUGCUGCUGCAGCAGCAGCAGCAGCAGGAGCAGGAGCUGCUGCAGCAGCAGCAGCUGCAGCAGCAGCAGGAGUUGUUGCUGCAUCCAGAACAAGUAGAAGACCACAACCACCGCCACCCCCAGCAACAGCAACAGCAGCAGCAGCAGCAGCAGCAGCAGCAGCAACAGCAGCAGCAGCAGCAGCAGCAGCAGGAACUUGGUCGUGGUUUGUUUAGGGUGUUUAUUGGUGGUUCUCGUUUGCUGCUGGCAGACCUAAAAGCAGCAAACGGAAUCAUACAUAUAAUAGAUAAACCUCUCUAUCCUUCUGUCUUAGUAAAAAAUAAAUAA